AUGACAAAAAUCACCAUUCUCCUGAGCCUUUGGCUAGGUCUGGCCUCUUUGUCAUAUGGGCUGAAGAACCCAAUCAUCAGAGGAUGGAACCCUGACCCUCAUGUCAUCCGUGUAGAUGAUACCUACUACGUAGCUGUAUCCUCUUUUCUCACAUUUCCCGGCAUCCCCAUAUACAGAUCACAAGACUUGGUCAACUGGGAGUUGAUCUCCCACGCCAUCAAUGACCCUCAAAAAGUUCCUAUUACUGGCACGAGAACGGGAAAUGGCAUCUGGGCGCCUUCUUUGUCCUAUAUCAAUGGACGAUUUUACGUCACCUCAAUGGCAAUGACAGGAUCGGAUCCCGAUUAUCGAACUUACCCUCGCAUGUUCUGGGUCUCUUCGACAGAUCUCAAGACCUGGUCUGAUGUUGUAUGGGGGGAGCCAUACGGCAUUGACCCUCACCUGUUUCAGGACCCGGUAUCGAAAAAGACAUAUCUCACAAUUAUGGGCCUAAACAAUGGCUUUGAUCGGCUAUGGGGUAUCAGUCAGUGCCAAGUAGACCUGGAGAGCGGCGCUUGUGUUGGCCCUUAUCGCAGCAUCUGGAACGGCACAAUGCCCGUGACGAACAAGACCCGUCCCGAAGGGCCUAAACUCUUUUACAAGGACAAGUACUACUAUUUGGUCAUUGCCGAAGGCGGUACAGGCGCUACUCACAGAGCUUCCAUUGCUCGCUCCAAGUCUCCUGAAGGACCUUGGGACUCAUCGCCAACCAACCCAUUGAUCUUCAACGGUGCCGAUUCCAACCUCGUCGUUGGCAACACCGGGCACGCUACGUUUGCAGACACUCCUGACGGGAAAUGGUUCGCUACCUUCUUAGCCCGCCGAUAUGUCGACAAAUGGUCAGUCCUCGGGCGCGAAACCUUCUUCGCUUCGGUGAGCUGGAAAGAUGGGUGGCCCACCAUGAACAACGGCGACUACGUUUUGCUGAGCCAGAGCUACGAUUAUGGCCCCAAUGCUACAUACCCUCCCAAACCAUACGAAGAUCGCUUCGAAGGCCCCGAGCUAAGGUCAAGUUGGUAUCAGCUCCGUUCGCCAUACUCCAAAACCUACCGCCUUAAAUCCAAGGGAAAUGGAGUGGUUCUGGUGCCAAACGUCUACACACUCAGUGAUCGGGACACACCCAGUGCCAUCUUGAGAAAGCAGCAGUCUGUCAACAUGACAUUUUCCGCAACUAUACUACCCACGAGCAAGGGUCUGGGGCCAUACCAGUCCGUCGGUAUCUCGGCUUAUUCAAGUGAGCUGGCCCACCAGGAUCUUGGGGUUCGAGGAUGUGCCAAUUCAACUGGCCUUUGCAUCUUUGUGGAUAUCACUGCGGAUUCACCUGGUCCCGGAACCCCCCCAGAAACAGAAGAGUUUGCUUUGAAAUUGACACGAAUUCCCUCAGACUUGCAGCUGCACAUCCGAUCUGAACCCCGGCAGUAUAAACUAGGAUAUUCGAUUAGCAAUCAAGAAACGAAAUGGGUCAAGAUAUUCUCCCCAAGCCUUCUUCCUGUGGGAUUUGACGGCGUCAUGUUCGGGCUCUUUGCGAGUGGUAACAGUUUCCCCUGGCCCCAUGAUGGACCUGAGGUUGGGUUCAGCAAGAUUCGGGAGGAAUACUUUGAUGAGGGCUUUGGCGACUACAAGGAUGGGAAGGGGGGCAACUAG
Messenger RNA from Fusarium keratoplasticum, 1683 nucleotides. RefSeq names its product GH43-C2 domain-containing protein. The record is from RefSeq and is a predicted model, not a curated record. The transcript has 4 exons. Gene Ontology annotation, molecular function: hydrolase activity, hydrolyzing O-glycosyl compounds. NCBI's taxonomy places the organism in Eukaryota, Fungi, Ascomycota, Sordariomycetes, Hypocreales, Nectriaceae. The coding region runs from base 1 to 1683 and encodes 560 amino acids. Gene Ontology annotation, biological process: carbohydrate metabolic process.